This is a messenger RNA of Tupaia belangeri chinensis (Chinese tree shrew), 4471 nucleotides long. It is a transcript of the gene PRX, whose product is annotated as periaxin. Gene Ontology annotation, cellular component: nucleus; cytoplasm. Bases 155 to 4282 code for a protein of 1375 amino acids. The record is from RefSeq and is a predicted model, not a curated record. Gene Ontology annotation, molecular function: protein binding. Gene Ontology annotation, biological process: regulation of RNA splicing. The transcript has 5 exons. NCBI's taxonomy places the organism in Eukaryota, Metazoa, Chordata, Mammalia, Scandentia, Tupaiidae.
UGCAGCACCUCGGGCUGGGCUCCUGUUAGGUGGGAGUGCCUGCGCCCAGGCAGUGGCUCAGAGGCAGCUACUCCAUGCAGAGCUGAAGCUGGUCCUGCAACAGAAGGGGGAGAAGAAGCAGGAGUCUGGGGCCCAGGUGACUCUCAGCAGUGCCAUGGAGGCCAGGAGCCGGAGUGCUGAGGAGCUGAGGCGGGCGGAGUUGGUGGAGAUCAUCGUGGAGACCGAGGCACAGACUGGGGUCAGCGGCAUCAAUGUGGCGGGCGGCGGCAAGGAAGGGAUCUUCGUCCGAGAACUGCGCGAAGAUUCACCCGCCGCCAGGAGCCUCAGCCUCCAGGAAGGGGACCAGCUGCUGAGCGCGCGCGUGUUCUUUGAGAACUUCAAGUACGAAGACGCACUACGCCUGCUGCAAUGUGCCGAGCCUUACAAGGUCUCCUUCUGCCUGAAGCGCACUGUGCCCACCGGGGACCUGGCACUGCGGCCCGGAACAGUGGCUGGCUACGAGAUCAAGGGCCCGCGGGCCAAGGUGGCCAAGCUGAACAUCCAGAGUCUGUCCCCUGUGAAGAAGAAGAAGAUGGUGGUGGUGCCUGGGGCUCUAGGGGUCCCUGCAGACCUGGCCCCUGUUGACGUCGAGUUCUCCUUUCCCAAGUUCUCUCGUCUACGCCGGGGCCUCAAAGCUGAGGCCGUCAAGGGUCCUGUCCCAGCUGCCCCUGCCCGUCGGCGCCUCCAGCUGCCUCGGCUGCGUGUACGAGAGGUGGCCAAAGAGGCCCAGGCAGCUCGGCUGGCUGCUGCUGCUCCUCCCCCCAGGAAGGCCAAGGUGGAGGCUGAGGUGGCAGCAGGAGCCCGUUUCACAGCCCCUCAGGUGGAGCUGGUUGGGCCCCGGAUGCCAGGUACUGAGGUGGGCAUCCCCCAGGUCUCAGCUGCCAAGGUGGUCCCCUCAGCAGAGGCACCCAGUGGCUUUGCCCUCCACCUGCCAACCCUUGGGCUAGGAGCUCCGGUGGCACCUGUUGUGGAGACCCCAGCUGUAGGGAUCCAGGUACCCCAAGUGGAGCUGCCCCCCUUACCCUCACUACCCACUCUGCCCACACUUCCCUGCCUGGAGACUCAGGAAGGGGCUGUGGCUGUAACUGUGCCCACCCUGGAUGUGGUAGCGCCUGCUGUGGGGGUGGACCUGGCCUUGCCAGGCACUGAGGUGGAGGCCCGGGGAGAGGUGCCAGAGGUCGCCCUAAAGAUGCCCCGCCUCAGUUUCCCCCGCUUUGGAGCUCGAGCAAAGGAAGCUGCAGAGGCCAAAGUGGCCAAGGGCAGCCCCGAGGCCAGGGCAAAAGGUCCCAGACUUCGAAUGCCCACUUUUGGGCUUUCGCUCCUGGAGCCCAGGCCUGCUGCUCCUGAGGCAGUUGAGAGCAAGUUGAAGCUUCCUACCAUCAAGAUGCCCUCCUUUGGCAUUGGGGUGUCAGGACCAGAGGUCAAAGUGCCCAAGGGGCCUGAAGUGAAGCUCCCGAAGGCCCCUGAUGUCAAGCUCCCCAAAAUGCCUGAGGCUGCCCUUCCUGAUGUGCAACUCCCAGAGGUUCAACUCCCAAAAGUGUCAGAGAUAAAACUCCCAAAGGUUCCAGAGAUGGCUGUGCCGGAGGUGCGGCUUCCAGAGGUGCAGCUGCCGAAAGUCCCGGAGGUGAAAGUCCCCGAGAUGAAGCUCCCCGAGAUGAAGCUCCCCGAGGUGAAGCUCCCAAAGGUGCCCGACAUGAAACUUCCUGAAGUCAAACUCCCGAAGGUGCCUGAGAUGGCUGUACCUGAUGUGCACCUCCCAGAAGUGCAGCUCCCCAAAGUCUCAGAGAUGAAACUCCCCAAGAUGCCCGAGAUGGCUGUGCCAGAGGUGCACCUCCCAGAAGUGCAUCUCCCCAAAGUCUCAGAGAUGAAACUCCCCAAGAUGCCCGAGAUGGCUGUGCCAGAGGUUCGACUGCCAGAGGUGCAGCUGCCAAAAGUCUCAGAGAUGAAACUCCCCAAGGUGCCAGAGAUGGCCGUGCCUGAGGUGCGUCUCCCGGAGGUCCAGCUUCCAAAAGUCUCAGAGAUGAAAGUCCCUGACAUGAAACUCCCUGAGAUGAAGCUCCCGGAGAUAAAACUCCCCAAGGUGCCGGAGAUGGCUGUGCCUGAUGUGCAGCUUCCAGAGGUGCAGCUGCCAAAGGUGUCAGAGAUUCGACUGCCGGAAAUGCAAGUGCCGAAGGUCCCAGAAGUGCAUCUUCCAAAGGCACCGGAGGUGCAGCUGAAAGCUGUUGGGGUGGAGCAGGUGGAGGGGGUGGAGUUUGGUUUCAAGAUGCCUAAGAUGACAAUGCCCAAGCUAGGGAGGGCAGGGCCCCCGUCACAAGGCAAGCCAGGAGAGGCAGGUGCUGAAGUCUCAGGGAAGCUGUUGGCACUUCCCUGUCUGCAGCCGGAGGUGGGUGGCGAGGCUCGUGGGGGUGUCCCCUCUCUCACUUUGCCCUCAGUAGAGCUAGACCUGCCAGGGGCCCUCGGCCUGGAAGGACAGGUCCAACCUGUUGAAGUGGGUAAGCUGCAGCAGGCAGAGGGCUCUGGGGUGACAGUAGGGAUUGGAGAGGUGGGUUUUCGAGUGCCCUCUGUGGAGAUUGUCACUCCACAGCUGCCCACAGUGGGAGCUGAGGAGGGGCAGCUGGAGAUGAUGGAGAUGAAAGUCAAGCCCUCCUCCAAGUUCUCCCUGCCUAAAUUUGGACUUGUGGGGCCAAAAGUGAUCAAGUCAGAGGCUGAGGGGGUUGGGCGAGCCCCCAAACUGAAAGUUUCCAAGUUCGCCAUCUCACUUCCCAAGGCUCGAGUGGGGACUGAGGCUGAGGCCAAAGGGGCGGGCGAGGCAGGCCUGCUGCCUGCCCUAGACCUGUCCAUCCCACAGCUCAGCCUGGAUGCCCAUCUACCCACAGGCAAGGUGGAGGUGGCUGGGGCCGAUGUCAAGUUUAAGGGGCCCAGGUUUGCUCUGCCCAAGUUUGGGGUCAGAGGCCGGGACACUGAGGCAGGAGAACUGGGGCCAGGGGUGGCUGAGUUGGAAGGUAAGGGCUGGGGCUGGGAUGGGAAGGUGAAGAUGCCCAAGCUGAAGAUGCCCUCCUUUGGGCUGGCUCGAGGGAAAGAAGCAGAAGUCCAGGGUGGGCGCAUCAGCCCUGGGGACAAGCCCGAGUCCAUAGCUGGGCAGCUCAAGCUCCCUGAGGUGGAGCUGGUCACACUGGGAGCCCAAGAGGAAGCGGGAGCAGAAGGGGCAGUGGCCACCAGCACGGUGCGGCUGUCAGGCCUGCAGGUGUCCAUGACCAGGCAGGUGGUCUCUGAGGCCCACGAUGGGGGACUGAGGAUGCCUCCAUUGGGCAUCUCCCUGCCUCAGGUGGAGCUGAGUGGCUUUGGUGAGGUAGGCACCCUGGGGCAGCAGGCGGAGAGUACGGCCCCUUCAGCAGAGGGCACAGCAGGCUACAGGGUCCAGGUGCCUCAGGUGGCCCUGUCUCUGCCUGGAGCCCAGGUGGCAGGUGGUGAGCUGUUGGUGGGCGAGGGCAUCUUCAAGAUGCCCACUGUGACGGUGCCUCAGCUUGAGCUGGAUGUGGGGUUGGGCCAGGAGGCACAAGUGGGUGAGGCAGCCAAGAGUGAGGGUGGGCUGAGGGUGAAGUUGCCUACAUUGGGAUCUGGAACUGAGGCUGAGAGAGAAGGGGCCGAGGACCAGCCCCCAGGGGCUGAGCGCUCCUUCCGCCUCUCGCUGCCAGAGGUGGAGCUCUCCCCACCUGCUGUGGGCAGCCAUGCGGAGUACCAGGUGGCUGAGGGUGAGGGGGAUACUGGACACAAGCUCAAGGUGCGGCUGCCCCGGUUUGGCCUGGUGCGGGCCAAGGAGGGGGCAGAGGAGGGCGAGAAGGCCAAGAGCCCCAGACUCAGGCUGCCCCGAGUAGGCUUCAGCCAAAGUGACACGGUCACUAGGGAAGGUUCCCCGAGCCCCGAGGAGGAAGAGGAAGAGGGAGGUGGAGACGGGGCCUCAGGACGCCGGGGCCGUGGUCGGGUCCGCUUACCCCGUGUAGGUCUGGCCACCUCUUCCAAGGUCUCUAAGGGACAGGAGGGCGAGGCAGCCCCCAAGUCCCCUGUCGGGGAGAAGUCACCCAAGUUUCGCUUCCCCAGGGUGUCCCUGAGCCCUAAGGCCCGGAGCAGGAGUGGGGACCAGGAAGAGGGUGGAUUCAGGGUCCGGCUGCCCAGUGUAGGAUUCUCCGAGACAGGGGCUCCAGGCCCCACUAGGAUGGAGGGGGCUCAGGCUGCUGCUGUUUGAAGCUCCAGGAAGAUGGAGACUCCCCUUCUGUCUUCCCAGCAACUCUCCCCACCCCUGUUUUGUGUGUGAGAUAACUAGCACUAAUCCCAAGAGGGUCUGGAGGUGGGGGACCCACCAGGGCAGGGUGCCUGUGUCUGUCUCAUUGGGGGGAGUGCCUGUAUGAUGUCAAGCCAUGUGAAUAAAAUAAUC